GUAGGCCAGACCCGCCCUCCGGGCUGCGUUUUUCCGGCGGCGCAGAAACUUCUUGCGCGGUUGCUAUGGUUCUGAGGGCAAGACUAUGGGAGGCUGCCCUGUACGGAAAAGAAGAAAUGGCAAUAAAGAGGGCAACCAUCAUUCCCCCCAGCCCAAAAGGAGUAAGAGAAGCCCUGUCUUUCAGGAUUCUCGAGAUACAGAGUUUUCAUGCAGUGAUAAGGAAAGGAGCAGCAGCUACAUUAAUAUCCCAGAGAGAGGAAAUGGACCAGAAGGCAACUUAAACCAGAUUGUUACUGAACCCAAUACAAACAUUCCCCAGUUCUUGCACGAGGGGUAUGUACUAUGCCAAGGUCUUUAUUCCCACAUCAACCAGAUCUUGAAGGAGGCUCACUUCAACAGCCUGCAGCAGCGAGGACAAGCUCCAGCAUGAUGAACUAGGACUUCCUUAUUCCAACCUAACCUGUGUUUAUAAAAGCAAUUGCAUACACACCAAAAAAAGUCUAUUGGUUUUUAAGUCUGUAUUUUAAAUAACAAGUUAAUGGGCAAUUGUUUAAUUGGAGUUUCACUGAACUAUUGCAAUUUUAAACGGGCCAUGAAGAAAUUUUUAUGGGAUUGUUUUCAAGUUGGGUAUCAAAUUAAUGUUAAGGUAGCAAUAUGAGAAAACUUAUCCUGUGCAUUGAAGCCAUAGUAUGUCCAAUUCAGAUUGAUUUCCAGAUCUGUCAGUUAGAAACUCUAUGUUAAACAUCUUUUUAAAGUACAAGUAAGUCAUCUUAAAAAAUGCAAUGACAAUAGCCUAGUAAAGUAUAUGUAGCUUUCAUUUAAAAAACAAACAAAAAAUCCACACUCAAAAACCAUAAGUUAGUAUUCCCAAAUAUGCAAAGCCAGAUUCAGUCUUGCACUGAAAUGAACUGCCAUACUGUCCCUCAGAAGGUAGAUGUUCUAUUGAAAUUGCUCUCUAGUUGUAAUGGCAACAAUUAGACCCAGUUUAGACUGUGAACAUGAAAACCUCUCUCUAAUAACUCUCUCUACUCUUUGUAUUUCCAGGGAGAAUGUUUCUAAGGCUCUUGAAUACUCAGAUACCUUCUGUAUCAUUUAUCCUCUAGACUGUGCACUUCAGACCUAGUAGGAAAUACUGUACAAUUCUGUCAGACAAGAAAUAUGUAAUAACAUUUUGUCUUACACAAAAAUUUAUUACAUUAGCACAUGUGAUCUCAUAAUUCCAUCUAUUAUGUCUAGAGUUAAUGCUAAUACAGUGUAAGCUACUAAACUGAUGUGUAAAGUAGCAAGAAUUGUGGAAGUGGGUUGGACAACUGUAUACUUCAUGCUUCAAGGACCCUUUCACAGAGAUUAGGGAGCUAGCUUACAUUAUUAAAAUUGCAAAGAUUUCCAUGGCUUAGAAACAAUGAGCUGAUAUGCCAUUAGAAGAAACAGGCAGUACUAUUUAUUUAGAGAUAGUGUGUCCCCAUGUUUUAGUCAUACUAAAGAGCCAACCAAAUUUGAAUAGGGAAUUCAUAGAUGUGCUUCCUCAGUGGUGAGCUGUGUGAACGAGGAACCAGGAUGCAUCAGGUUAUCUGCCCUGGAGUAUGCAAUGGGGUACAACCUGUUGCUGGAUUUAAACAAAAAUGCUUUUCAGUCUAACAGUCCUCUCUUCCCUGGUCACAUUCUCUCUUCCACUGUAUUUGGAGGUCCACAGAGUGGAAGCUAGCAGAUCUGAGAACUAUGGAUAGCUCUACAAAGAGGUGUUUGCCAAUUGGCAAAGUUUGGGAAAGACGUAAGGUUACAGGUUUACUGAAAGGAGAAUGAGAUUUUAUUAAAUGACAGAAUUAACAUGAAAAUGAACACUGUCCUAGGAAAAGAACAGACACACACACACACACACACACACACACACAUAGAGGCACACACAUUUUCAUGUUUGUUUUCUUGAAUAUGGGUAGGAUUUUAAGGAAGAUACUUGUAGUGGAAUUUUAGUGUUAUGGGAAAAAAUUAUGGCACCACACUGGCCCCGAACUUAGGGAGUAGGCAUGAGUCAGUUAUUUCUCAAUUAGAUGGUUUGAGUAAGAACCUUUUUUCUAUGGCAAUUGCUUCCAAAGUCAAUAUCAGGUGUGUGAUGAGAAGAAAUUUGAAUUCCAAAAGGCUUUAUGUCAGAAAAUAGAGAAAGGAUACCUGGCGACCGGUUUCUCUAACAAUAAAGUGAGCAACUAAAUACUAAAGGAGAUGAGAUGUUUGAACUCUCAACCCACACGUACACAACAGGAUUCAGAAAUACCCAAGAAGAAUUUUGCAGGCUUAAAUACACAGCAUCCUACUGAAAGAAAGUAUCUAUUAAAAACACAGUAUAGUGGAAAAGCUGAGAAAGCAAAUUUCCAUUCAUUCCCCCACCUAUUUAAAGAUAUGAAAGAUAAAACUAUCACCAUGGCAAAGCAUUAUUUUUUCAAAGUAAAAAAAUAUACAUAAUAAAGCAAUUACAUAUACACAGAAAAAGUCUGUUGGCUUUUCAGUCUAUAUAAGACUUUUCAGUAGUUAGUUGAACUAAGUACAUACAAUCUUAUUCCAAAGUGGGCAGUGUAAAUCUCUUGUCCUAGUAAAUACAAUAUGCAAUCUCUGUCCUGUCAUCUGCAGAUGGUCUAAACCUGUUUAUGUCUUAAACUGGUUUAUGUCCUUUGGUCCUGAAGUGAAGUUCAAUAUUUCACAGCAGGGAAGGAACCAAGCUGUUUGAUUAUCUUUGCUAUGAAGGAGAAGUAUUUUCAAGGAAUAUCAGAAGAAAGUAGAACUACUCUGGAUUUUUUUUCCCAAAAUUAGGAGUUUGAAAAAAGGGAGCCAGAUUAGUUUAAGAGGUGAAAUUGGACCCUGUUAUAUUUUUUUAAAUGAGAGUAUAAAGCAAGGGCAGAAUGCCGCACCAAUACUGAGGUGGGGUGGUGGUUGGGGAAAGGAACUGCCCUUAAAUUCAAACCCACCCUUGUGUCACACUCUGUGUGAGUUAUUCAUUAACUCCUGAGGUAGGAGUGGGCUCUCCACUUCAUAGGGGAGGAGAGGUAGGCUGACAGUAAGUUAUCCCUAUGACUACAUGCAAUCCAGAGAAAACUGAGAGUGGUUAAUGAUUUGUUAAAAGGAACACAGUGGCCAAGCAGCAGUGCCAGGGCGUCUCUGCUUUUAUAGUGAAGACCAGGGCUGCCAGGCCACCUUUUUUUCUAGGGAACAAUUCCCUAUUUAUAUAACCAAAGAAACAGUAGAAUGAAACAAAGUUUAAGCUCUUCAUCAGAGUUUACAUGUUGAAUGAUUUUCUAAAUGCAUUCCUUUUUAUAUAGCAGCAUUUUCCUCAUUUUCAAAUGAAUACUCUGUAAUAUUGUCACUUAAGUCCCUACAGAGUGAGUCAGAUCUUAAAGCUGACACUGAUACCAGACUCUGUCUCCUCCUGGAUUUCUUGUUCCUUCUGGCUGGAGGCUGUAGUCAAAGCAUAACCUAUAUCAUCUGAAUGGAACAACUAGUUGAGUACAUGAACUGAGGCUGGGAAAAACAGGCAAAGAUUCUGACCAGGAAGCCAUUCAGAUCUAUUUUAUAUUUUGUUUAAACUAAGACAGUUAUCUUGAGACCAACUGUACAAAGAUGGUGUACCUAUCUAAAUCACAUGUGGGAUUCUACACUGGUGCACAUUUGACUGAUUGGUAAUUUCCAUGCAUCUUCUGGCCACAAUAUUGUUAUAAUAAGUGGCAAUUUUCUGGGUACCAACAAAAGUACAAAUUCAGUUGCCAAUUAUUAAGAUAUUGAUGGAGACUAUAGGGAAAAUGAUAUUUAGGUUGAAGCACAGAAAAUACAUAGUCUUCUCCAGGGAGAAAGUCAUUCAUUCAUUCUCAUCUAAUGAAAGGGAAAAAAUUCCAACUUUUUGGUCUAUAAAAUCUAAUUAAAAUGAAUAGAAAAGAUUUUAUAUCUGUGCUAUUUCUUAGGGACCAAGUGAAAGUAAUUGUAUGGAAUUAGAGUUGCUCUUCCCUUACUACUAAAAGACUUUUUUGAAGUAGGCAAGAGUGUAACAUAAUAAAAUAAAACAAAUUGAUGAUUAA
Sapajus apella (tufted capuchin) is the source of this 4058-nucleotide messenger RNA. It is a transcript of the gene VCF2, whose product is annotated as family with sequence similarity 104 member B. The record is from RefSeq and is a predicted model, not a curated record. The transcript is spliced from 3 exons. The coding region runs from base 86 to 430 and encodes 114 amino acids. NCBI's taxonomy places the organism in Eukaryota, Metazoa, Chordata, Mammalia, Primates, Cebidae.